Messenger RNA from Heterocephalus glaber (naked mole-rat), 1232 nucleotides. RefSeq names its product DiGeorge syndrome critical region gene 6 like. The record is from RefSeq and is a predicted model, not a curated record. Lineage: Eukaryota; Metazoa; Chordata; Mammalia; Rodentia; Bathyergidae.
GACUGCACCACGCCGCGCCCAAGACUGACGUAAGGGGGCGAGGCGUGCGUCGCCGCGGCCCGCUGCUGGUAGAUGAAAGCCUCCAUGGAGCGCUAUGCCAGCGCACUGGAGGAGUCUCCGGAUGGCACCCGGCAGCAAGAGCGGCACUACCAGCUGCUGUCGGCGCUGCAGAGCCUGGUGAAAGAACUUCCCAGUUCUUUCCAGCAGCGCCUGUCUUACACCACACUCAGUGACCUGGCGCUGGCGCUUCUCGACGGCACUGUGUUCGAGAUCGUGCAAGGACUGCUGGAGAUCCAGCACCUCACCGAGAAGAGCCUGUACAACCAGCGCCUGCGGCUGCAGAACGAGCACAGAGUGCUCAGGCAGGCGCUGCGGCAGAAGCACCUGGAGGCCCAGCAGGCCUGCCGGCCCCACAACCUGCCUGUGCUCCAGGCCGCUCAGCAGCGUGAGCUGGAGGUAGGGGCCGGGGGUGAGAUGGCUGGACCUGGCUCCUCCUAUGGGUACCACCUGGCUCUGCCGAGGGGCCUCAAGAUGGCUCAAGAACCUGUGACUAGCCAGGCAGUGGAGCAUCGGAUCCGGGAGGAACAGCAGGCGAUGGACCGGAAGAUUGUCCUGGAGCUGGACCGGAAAGUGGCUGACCAGCAGAGCACACUCGAGAAGGCAGGGGUAGCUGGCUUCUAUGUGACCACCAACCCACAGGAGCUGACACUACAGAUGAACCUGCUGGAACUCAUCCGGAAGCUGCAGCAGAGAGGCUGCCAGUCUGGGAAGGCAGCCCUGUGACCAGGUAGGGUCCCUGCUGGCCACCUCUGCCAAGUGUGAUUAGGAAAUGCAGCCGCGUCCACUGUUACCAGAAAGCGGGACAGAAUUUCUCUUCCUGAUGUUUGGCCACUGACUCAGCUGCCACCAGACAUUGUCCUUCUGCAGAGAGGCCUGGUGACCCUGACUCUGUCACCCACCUCUGUCUGGAUUUUUUGGUCCAAGCACUGAGAUAAUGUCAUAAAAAGAAGAGGGGCCCAGCCUGUGCACUGUCUGCCCCAGGGUCAGGUGCAAAUGGGGCUACUGGUUCUAGCACCUUCCCACUAGGUGGGCACAUCCCAACCUCUCUAUAGGUCCCUGGCUUUGUGCUUACUUUUGUUUUGGCCCCUCCUUGGCAGCUGCAGCCCCCAAGUAGAAGGGGCUCUGAGGCCCAGGCCCUGUGUGACUCAAAGAAAUAAAAAUACCUACACAUA